Bursaphelenchus xylophilus (pine wood nematode) is the source of this 1748-nucleotide messenger RNA. Lineage: Eukaryota; Metazoa; Nematoda; Chromadorea; Rhabditida; Aphelenchoididae. The record is from the annotation of a GenBank genome assembly.
AUGCAGUCGGAGAGCUCCACACGAACGGCCCUGCUCAGCGAGCAGAUCCCGGUAUGUCGGAUCUGCCUGGAGGAGGACGGGCCCGCCGAAAUGGUCCGUCCCUGCCGCUGCAGUGGGACCCAAGGCAAGGUGCAUCGGCGCUGCAUGAAAGAGUGGCUGAAUGCGUCGGGGAAGAAGGUACGUUGCCGCAAUGUUUUUGAUGUUGAAACAGAUUUUUUUGGGCGAAUUUUUAUUAUGUUUUUGUGGGAAAGACAGGUGAUUAAAGCCAAUUAUGUAAGGUUUGUUGUGAGAUAGAUAAAAGGAAAGGGGAAAUGCUCGGUGUCUGAUGCACGGAUUGUGAUGAAAAUUGGUGGAAAUUUAGAUUAGAGCCCUCUAAAGUGUGUGUGAAACUUAUAACUUGCAUUUAGCCGGAACGAUGGAGAUUUUUAGGUCGAAAAAUUUGAAAAAUUCAAGUUUUUUCUGAAUAUUUUGAAGCCAAAAUUCUCAAAAGCCAAUGCUUAUAAUUCAAUGAAACUUGGCGUAAAUCAAGACCAUUGUAUUCAAUGGUCUACAUACAAAAUUUUCAGCUAGCACUAUGCAGAAAUAACAGGAAUAAAAAACGGUUUUUCAAAAAGUGAAAAAUCCCGGAGCCUGGAACCAGACCCCUAUUUUUGCUAAGCUACAAAUUUGAUGACUCUAAUUUUAAGCUUGAAUAACAAAAAGAACAGAGAAAAAAAUAAAUUUAUGCGGUUAUCACCUCACCCAUUCCUUUUGAAGCCUUAAUUUGCGACGAGUUUUAUCGAACUCUCGGAAAAAACCCCAUGGCAAAAUGUUGCAUAGCAAAAUUGAAAAUUUUUAUCCGAUUUUUUCAGCGCUGUGAGAUCUGCAAAUGGGAGUUUGGCAUCCGAAGACGGAGACUUCGUCCAGUCCAGGAAUGGAGCCUGCCCAAGCCGGCCAGCGAAAUGUUCGAGGACCAGAUUGAGUUUGUCUGUUUGAUCGUCUGGAUCCUCUUCCAAUUCCGGAUCGUCUAUGCAAUUUGCAGGUAAAAAUUGGAAUUUUUUCAUUUUUUUGGGAAAAAAAUUAUUUUGGAAAACUUCCAAGUCUUGACUUUUUGAGUCGAUGACAGUUCGGAUCAACGCAAAAAUCAAGCCAUACAAGGCGCAUUACAGGCACAGAUCCCAAAAAAAGGUUUUAGCAAGCCCCUAGGAGGCCUAGCAAACCCGUUGGAUACACGGCGGAGGCUCGGCGAAGGCUCGGCGGAGGCUUAUAAUACGACCAAUUUUUCUAAUUUCAGCUGUUGGCAACUUUAUUUUGCUUGACCCUUGAGCUAUUGUAACAUAAAAAAGACUUAAAUUUGCGGCAAAAAAAGAAGAUCCGUACAUUUUAUCUAGAUGUUAUUGAUGUGAGUAUAUGUAAAAUACCUCGAAAUAAGUUAUAAGCUAUCCUAGGACCCAAUCAAUCUUAAUAUUUCUCUUAAUUAAGCCUUCUCCCAGCCUUCUUCAUGCAUGCAACGACCAAAAAUUUGAUCGUAUUUUAUCCCCCAUUUUUUCAGCCAAGGCCCCAUUCAAAUGCACCAGGACCUUUGCCGCACCUUCGAAUCCUCCCGAAUGGCCUUUAUUUGGUGGAUCUCACUCAUCUUCAACACGUAUUACUACGCCCAAUCGGUCAGUGUCAUCUUCCAGAAGUGGGUCGAUGACAACACCGAAACUGACUGGUAUUUUGAUCGGCAUCCCGAUGAAAAAAGUGUAAAAAGCAUUAAACUUGGUUAA